Messenger RNA from Papaver somniferum (opium poppy), 1819 nucleotides. Its product is annotated as transcription factor bHLH30-like. Gene Ontology annotation, molecular function: protein dimerization activity; DNA-binding transcription factor activity. Gene Ontology annotation, biological process: regulation of DNA-templated transcription. Bases 286 to 1554 code for a protein of 422 amino acids. NCBI's taxonomy places the organism in Eukaryota, Viridiplantae, Streptophyta, Magnoliopsida, Ranunculales, Papaveraceae. The transcript has 3 exons. The record is from RefSeq and is a predicted model, not a curated record.
GUGUCACAAAAGGCUUGCAGCCCGAACCCAAGAAAAGAUAGAUAGAGAGGUAUAUGUAUGACUUGUGCAAGAGUGUGUGUAGUCUUAUGAAAUUGGCUUUUCUAAGAGAGAUUUGUUUGUUGUUUUGCUGGAAGGCAUAUCACAUGUAGAAAAAGAGAGAAAGUGAGAGAUCUUAGCUAUAUAGCUAGACACUAACCAGACCCACCAAUACCAAUCACAUCUCAAGCGCAGCAGCAAUAAGUAAACAGAGAGAGGGAAUAUAGAGAUAUAGGCAGAGAAAAAGAAAUGUGUGGGAAGAAGGAAGAAGAUGAAUCAGGGGAGUGCUCUCAUCAAAGUAGUAUUCAUGAACAGCAUGGCUACCACCAACAACAGUUAUUUCUUCAACAACAGCAACAACAACAACUUCAUCAACAACAGUUCACGUGUAGUAAUGAUGCUUAUGACGGUGGUGGUGGAAGAGGUGGAGGAGGUCAAGUGUUUCCAUCUGAUAUGAUAUCUCCGAUCCUACCAUGGUCUCUCCCACCUGUUCAUGCUGCCUUCAAUCCAGUUCAGUUUUCGACAGUUCAAAAUCAUCACCCUGCUGAUCAUCCGCUCAACCUUGUUUCACACACUAAUCCACCACCACCUCUUCCUACAUCGUCAGCAUCCUCAUACGGAGCCUUGUUCAACAAUAGAAGAGCUUCCAGUUAUAAUCAUCUACAUUUUGCUCCUUCUUAUGAUCACCAUCCAUCGUCAUCGUCAUCAGACCAGCAUCAUCAUCAUCUGAGGAUCAUAUCAGACCAACUAAUCGGGUCUUUUCAUCACCAUCAUAAUCAACCAACUUCAUCAUCUCACCAUCUUCAUCCAUUUGGUAAUAGUAGUAUCCAGGCCGAGUUGGGUAAAAUGACGGCUCAAGAGAUCUUGGAUGCUAAAGCUCUUGCUGCUUCUAAGAGUCAUAGUGAAGCUGAAAGAAGACGUCGAGAAAGAAUCAAUAACCAUCUUGCAAAGUUACGCAGCUUACUCCCUAGCACCACCAAAACAGACAAAGCUUCAUUACUAGCAGAAGUGAUACAACACGUGAAAGAGUUAAAAAGACAGACAUCUCAAAUUGCAGAAGCAAGUCCAGUACCAACAGAGAAUGAUGAAUUGACAGUGGACAAUGCAUCUGACGAAGAUGGUAGAUUCAUUAUUAAAGCUUCAUUAUGUUGUGAAGAUAGAUCUGAUCUUUUACCAGAUUUAAUCAAAACAUUAAAAGCUCUUAGACUAAGAACUUUAAAAGCUGAGAUUACAACACUUGGUGGAAGAGUAAAGAAUGUUCUAUUCAUUACUGGUGAUGAUGACCAUGAUCAUAAUGAAGAUGAUGAUAGUCAUGAUCAUCAUCAUCAACAACAACAACAUUCACUUUCUUCCAUUCAAGAGGCAUUAAAAGCAGUAAUGGAGAGAAGUACUACUACUAAUGCAACAUUACCAGGAGGAGGAGGUGAUGAUUCGUCUUCAGGGACUAUUAAGAGACAAAGAACUACUACUGGUAGUACUACUUCUAACAUGAAUAUGCUUGAAAAUAGGUCUCUUUAAUGUUUACUCCUUUUUGAACAGAUUUUGUUAUUAAAAGAAAACCCACUUUUUUGUACGUCUUUUUUCUUUCUUUUUUGAGAUUGUGUGUGUGUGUGGAUUUAUUUCUAAAGUAAAAAAUAGAGGGAGAUGGGGUUCUCAGUCCUCCUGCAUGGGGCAGCAGGUUGGUAGGGCUUUGUUUGUUAUUGGCUUUGUUUGUUAGUCUGUGCAAACUCAAAGUUAUAUAUACAGAGAGGGUUUACAGUUUACUUCAGUUUGGUUAGCAAAA